GCCUCUGAAGUACGAGAUUGAUCACCAAGUUCGCGGAUCGCUGGAAAGAGAGAGCGAUCAAGCUCCGAUGGACGCCACCACUGGAGAAAAUCCUCAAAGCGUGGUUGUGCCUCCUGUGGAAGGUGUUGGUGGUGGAGGUACUGCUUAUGGAUGGACUGAUGGAAGCUUGGAGUGUUCUUAUUCAUUCAAAGGAGUGGCAGACCCUGCAAAAGUUCCAUCUGCAGAACUACUAUAUGUAUGGUGUAUGCCCAGUACAGCAACUAUUGGGCAACAAGAAAUGCCUAGACCUUUGGAAUCUGUAUCUCUUCUGGCUGCAAGGAAUGAAAGGGAAAGUGUUCAAAUCGCUAUGCGCCCUAAGGCUUCUUGGGGAGGUUUGAGUGGUGCAGGGACUGUGCAGAUCCGCUGUUCUGACCUUUGCUCCUCUUCUGGUGAUAGGUUGGUGGUGGGGCAGUCAUUGACUCUGCGGAGAGUGGUACCUGUCUUAGGUGUGCCUGAUGCCCUUGCACCUCUUGAUCUCCCAGAGGCUCGAAUUAGCCUACUCCCUGGAGAAACAGCAUCAGUUUGGGCAUCAAUUGAUGUGCCUACUGGGCAACCACCUGGUCAAUAUGAAGGACACAUUUUUGUUACUGCUGUAAAGACUGAGACAGAUUCUUUGCUUCAAUCUUUCGGUAAAUCAGAGAAGUAUCAAUUAUACAAAGAGCUUAAAAACUGCCUUGAUGUAAUUGAACCAGUUGAUGAGAAGCCAUUGGAGGAAGUGGUCGGCAAAGUAAAAUGUGCUACUUCAACACUAAAGAAAGUUCUUUCUUCAGUAGCAUUUCAAGAGUUCUAUCAAGAUAAUGGCUCAGCUGACAUGAUGGAUGAAGAUGCUUUGACUACUAUUUCAAUCCAUGUGAAAAUCAAUAUCACAGUAUGGGAAUUCACUUUGCCGCGAACACCUUCUCUUCCAGCUGUUUUUGGUAUAUCUGAAACUGUUAUUGAGGACCGGUUUGGCUUGGAGCAUGGGAGUGAUGGCUGGUAUAAUGCAUUAGAUCAGCACUUCAAUUGGCUUCUUCGAUAUAGAAUCAGUCCUUUCUUUUGCAGAUGGGGUGAUGGCAUGCGUAUUUUGGCUUACACUUGUCCCUGGCCUGCUGAUCAUCCAAAAUCAGACGAAUAUUAUUCCAAUCCAAGAUUGGCAGCAUAUGCUGUCCCUUAUGCUCCAAUUCUUUAUUGUAGUGAUGCAGCAAAAGUUUCCUUGUGCAAAGAGCUUGAGAUCCUGAAAUCAAAGGUUCAUUGGCCAAAAGCUUACUUUUACUUGUGGGAUGAGCCAUUAAAUCUUGAGCAAUACGAAAUGAUACAGAGCAUGUCAAGCGACAUACGGGCUUAUGCACCUGAUGCACGAGUUCUGACCACUUAUUACUGUGGUCCAAGUGAUGCGCAUCUUCCGGCUAAUAGCUUUGAAGCCUUUGUUAAUGUUCCAAAUCUUUUACGUCCUCAUACUCAAAUAUUUUGUACAAGCGAGUGGGUUCUUGGUUCAAGAGAGGAUUUAGUGAAAGAUAUUAUAGCUGAACUACAGCCUGGGCAUGGUGAGGAAUGGUGGACUUAUGUGUGUUUGGGACCUUCUGAUCCUCUUCCAAAUUUACAUCUUGGCAUGCGAGGCACACAAAAUCGAGCAGUUAUGUGGAGAGUAUGGAAAGAAGGCAGCACAGGUUUUCUCUACUGGGGUACCAAUUGUUAUGAGAAAACAACAGUGGCUAGUGGCGAGAUAAGAUUUCGACGUGGACUUCCCCCAGGCGAUGGAGUUCUAUUUUAUCCUGGUGAAGUCUUUUCAUCUUCACAUGAACCAGUUGCCUCUGCCCGGCUCGAACACUUCCUCAGUGGCAUGCAGGACAUCGAGUACUUGAACCUGUACUCUUCAAGGUUUGGAAGAGAAGAGGGGCUAUCACUGCUCGAGAGGACCGGUGUCUAUCUUGGCCCGGAGCGAUACACACUGGAUCACAUGGCUAUUGCAGCAAUGCGCGCGCAAAUCUACCAAGCAUGCAGGCCUUCCCUCGUCGUCUAGAGGGAGUACAUAUUAACUUAAAUUAGAAUUCAUGCAUGGAUCAGGUCUCUCUUGCCGCGAAGUCAUUGCAUAACAUCAAAAUGGAGAUGACAAUGUGCUUGAGCCAUUGAUCUUGUGUUUCGUUGUCACCUUUGCACUCCAAUAGUCCCUUUUUGUUCAUUGGAAUUCUCUUGUUGUCUAAUUUGGGUUUAUAUUUUGGUUAUGUCAUAAAUAUUUUUUUA
This is a messenger RNA of Dioscorea cayenensis subsp. rotundata (Guinea yam), 2259 nucleotides long. RefSeq lists its product as uncharacterized. NCBI's taxonomy places the organism in Eukaryota, Viridiplantae, Streptophyta, Magnoliopsida, Dioscoreales, Dioscoreaceae. The record is from RefSeq and is a predicted model, not a curated record. The coding region runs from base 68 to 2038 and encodes 656 amino acids. The transcript has 17 exons.